Mauremys reevesii (Reeves's turtle) is the source of this 1020-nucleotide messenger RNA. RefSeq names its product tigger transposable element-derived protein 4-like. The coding region runs from base 1 to 1020 and encodes 339 amino acids. The record is from RefSeq and is a predicted model, not a curated record. The transcript has a single exon. Gene Ontology annotation, cellular component: nucleus. Lineage: Eukaryota; Metazoa; Chordata; Testudines; Geoemydidae. Gene Ontology annotation, molecular function: DNA binding.
AUGGCGUUUCGUGGGGAGGCUUGUCACGGUGGAAAAAAGUCGAAGGACCGACUUACAGUGCUAGUUGCUGCUAACAUGGAUGGAAGCCAAAAACUCCCGCUCUACGUUAUAGGAAAGUCCAAGAAUCCCAGAUGCUUUAAGCAGACCAAAGUUCUCCAAUGUGAUUACGAUGGCCAGCCAAGCGCCUGGAUCACAGGAGAUCUAUUCAGUGCAUGGGUGAAAAAGUGGGACAGGAAGUUCCAAGCAGAGAAAAGGAAGGUGGCACUGAUCGUGGACAACUGUAGAGCUCAUCCGGAUGUUCCUGGUCUCAAGGCCAUUAAGAUCUUUUACCUCCCACCUAACACAACGAGUAAGCUCCAACCAAUGGACCAGGGGAUAAUCCAAGUGCUUAAGGUGUACUACAGGAAAAUGUUGAUGCGCCAAUACCUGCUCCAUGAUGAAAAGAAGGCACAGUACACCCCUUCCCUUCUAGAUGCAAUGAACUUCCUGAGAUCAGCCUGGAAUGACGUGAAGAAGGAAACAAUCUCAAACUGCUGGAUGCACUGCGUCAUUCAGGAUAUUUCCAAUGAUGAGUUUCAGGCACAGUGCCGUGCAGCCGCAGAAGAACUCGCGGAAGUGGCGGGAAAAUCAAGCCUUACAGAUGCUAUCUUGGAAGAGGAGGCACAGGAGUUAGCCAUCACUGUCCAGGAAUUCCAAGAUUACAUAGAAAUCGACAAAGACGUCGUUACUGAUGGCGUGAUCACCGAUGAAGACAUUGUAUCAAGUGUGCAGUCAGCACAGGCAAGCAUAUCUGCAUGCGGCAAUGACAAAGAAGAUGAAGAAGAUGCGGACGAAGAUUUGGAACCAAUUCCCUCAGCUGGUGAGGUGGUAGAAAUGCUACAGAAAAUUCGACGGUAUGGUUCUUUUGUAGGAGAUGAAACUGUUUUAGACAGCAUAAAUAAUAUUGAAGCAUUUGUUUUCAAGCAGACUGUUAAAGGCAAAAAGCAACAAAGUAUUUUAGACUUUGUAAAGAAACCAUAG